Molecule: messenger RNA, 961 nt
Organism: Striga asiatica
Lineage: Eukaryota; Viridiplantae; Streptophyta; Magnoliopsida; Lamiales; Orobanchaceae
Source: the annotation of a GenBank genome assembly
UUUCAUUUAACGGUUGCAAGCACAAACUCAUAGCAGGCAGGACUUUCAAUUAACCAAUGUUGGGGGGCCUUUUAGUUAAGUUACAAAAUAAUACUCUUUUCUAUCCAGUUCGCCCCCAAAAUCACUGCGACCUUUCGUCGAACACCCAACGGUCGGCACAACUCCAUGGCCGGCGGCAGCCCCUCUAACGAAGAUAUUCUCCAGCAACUCCGGCAAGGCAUCGCGAGGUUCGAGCUCACGUCAGCGCCGGUUGCUCCGAUUUUCGGCAACCUCCCUCGAACCCCGGCACAUAUUCUCCCCCCAGCGAGCACAAUGGCGCGAUUUUUCGCUUGGAUUGGACAGCCCGCAGACAUGGGCUCGCCUGCAAUGGAGAAAGUGGAGCGAUAUUCUGUUCGGAAGGUGACUGGCGACGGCCGUUGCCUGUUUCGUGCCCUGGUGAAAGGAAUGGCUCUCAACAAGGGCAUGGUGCUAGGGCCGAGGGAAGAGAGGGACAGUGCAGAUGAACUACGGAUGGCUGUAAAAGAAGUUAUUUGUGAGAAUGGAAACGAGCGUCUUCAAUACCAAGAGGCCUACUGCCAACGCAUUGGUAGGCCGGAUUUUUGGGGCGGUGAGGCUGAGCUUCUGCAUGGUGGAUUGGGGUCCGGUUUCAUACCUAUUCAAGAAUAUGGGUCUGAAUUUCGUAAAGCUUCUAAGAAUGAAAAGCCUCGAAGUGCCGUGCGAUUACUCUACACUGGAAGAAACCAUUACGACUUACUCGUCUGACGCCACAUUUGUCUGAUGAUGAUUAACAUAAUAUUCUUAGGUUUUAGUUUUUUGUUUCGUUUGGUUAACUUUUCGGCAUGUUCUUAUUCCAAGUUAUUUUAGGUUCAUGGAUUAUGGUGACAUCUGUUCAGAGAUACCUGUAUCCAAUUUGCCUUCAUUUGGCAGUUGAUAAUAUCAUCAUCACAGAUUCACAAUCACA